AUGCCCGGUAAAUGGCGCUUGCCAGCAGAUCGGCGCCACCGUCAGGGUCGUUGUUUUGCGCGACACCACACUCGCGGGCGUUUCACGCCUCGCCAGCUGCGCAACGCUGUACGUCUGCGCGCGUACCUGUUGCGCGGCGACCCUGACUUCCACGCGCGCAUCAUCGACCGUGACGUGUUCGCGCCCGCGCUUGUGGGGUCUGGCGCCCAAGCCGGCCACGACUCCUCCCGCAGCGCUGUCGUGCAGACCGGAAUCCUAGAGCACGCCAGCGAAGACCUCAUUGGUGACCUUGAGAAGACACUCAAGGUCCGCGCACUUCAGGCGCGGUAA
Molecule: messenger RNA, 330 nt
Organism: Klebsormidium nitens
Lineage: Eukaryota; Viridiplantae; Streptophyta; Klebsormidiophyceae; Klebsormidiales; Klebsormidiaceae
Source: the annotation of a GenBank genome assembly